This is a messenger RNA of Quercus robur (English oak), 1304 nucleotides long. RefSeq lists its product as uncharacterized. Gene Ontology annotation, biological process: regulation of telomere maintenance. The coding region runs from base 310 to 696 and encodes 128 amino acids. The transcript has 5 exons. The record is from RefSeq and is a predicted model, not a curated record. Lineage: Eukaryota; Viridiplantae; Streptophyta; Magnoliopsida; Fagales; Fagaceae. Gene Ontology annotation, cellular component: nucleus.
UGAUACCACAGUCUAUUAAUAGAACUUCUAUUAAUUUGACAGGUGAUUGGUGUACCUGUUACACUGAAUGGAGAUCUGAAGAACCAGUUCGUGGAGACCAAUGUUGGUUUUGAUACAAUAUGUAAGGUAUUAGUCAUACUGGCCGGAGAGCAUGCUGUGGUGCACGGAUCCACGGCGGUGGCUGCUUCCCUUGACCUCUACACCUAUAGUUCGGGUUAUGAAGUUUACAUAUUAGAAGCUACAUAUAAGGACCCUACGGGCUGUGCAGCUAGGAAUGUGCAUGGUUUUACCCAAGAUGAUGUUGAAAAGAUGGCCAGGCAAUGGGAGGAAGCUCCAUCUUUGUACUUGCAACUUGAUGUCAAGGUAGAAACGGACAUGGAAGAUGAGGAUGUUGAUGGAAAUUUAUCUGGACUGCAAGAAAGAAUGCCUGAGAAUAACAUAGUACCUCCUCUAGGAGAAGAUACACCUGAUGAUUCUUCAAAGGAUGGGAAUAGAUGGGACUCUGAAGGAGACCAUCUGACGGAAGAAGUGAAAGAAUUAGGUAGGAGUAAAUGGUCAGAUGAUUUAGAUGAAGAAGAUACUGAAAGAACUGAACGUGUGAAAGGUAAUGUAAAUGCUCUUUCUGGAUUGAUUCAAGCAUAUGGCAAGGGUGCAAAAUCUGUACGUUGGGCUGACAAGGUUUUUGUUUUUAGUUAGUGCUAUUAUUUGUUAACACUUUAGAUUACAUACGAAUGUUCAUGUAUUUCGCCUGAUCAUAAUUUUAAACUGAUUCUCACUAUUUUUAAUAUGCGCAUGUUGGUAUCUGGUGCAUUUGUUAUGUGUUUGAGAGAAUUGAGAAACAGACAUGGAAAACUUCAAAUUUCUUUGACAUUGUAUUGUAACACAAUUCGGCUCUCAUAAGUGAGUUGUAUAUUGUUUUGGGUGAGUUAGUUAAGUAAUAUGCUAGUAGGUUUCAAUAGUCAGUGGGGAUAUAUGUUAGUUAUUUACACUUGAAUGACUGUCAUCUAAACUACAAACAACAAUUGGACAUAUCUAUGCCUAUAAAAUUACAUCGUGAAAUUAUAAAUUAAUUACAACAUGGGUGCCGAAUCAGACACAUGGUGUCUCCUAUCUGAUAGAUUUAUGACAAACAGAUUUCCAGAAGCAUCCAAAUCAAUGACUGCAGUGUCACCAGGCCGGUAAUCUCCAUCAAGGAUUGCUUCACUCAAGAUAUAUAUCAUGGUAUAUGUAUCAAGAUUGCUGCCACCCAAAAUGUUUAGGAUUUAAAUUUAUACUAGUGUUUAACCCGCGCAAUGCGCGGGAUC